AUGUGCCGAUUCAAGUUCUCCUACGUCCCCGGCUACUUUGUGGACAGUGUCGAGGCCGCGAAGGCGUGCCCAAGCUCCAAGCUCAUAACACAGCCUAACCUAGGAUUGCUGCGGCGAACUUACGACUUUGAGGAGUCUGCGCCUGGGGAGCUACCUUGGGCUCGGUUCCGGAACCAUGUGGAUGCUCUCAAUCGAAACAGCUCGCCCGGCGAAUCCUAUAAGCUGCUGUAUCUCGUGCGCCAUGGCUUGAGCGUCCACAACAUCGUCAUGGCUAAAGUGGGGAGCGAUUCCUGGAAUAACCAUUGGUCCCAUCUCGAAGGCGACGGUGAGGUUACUUGGGUGGACGCAAGGCUCACCAAGGACGGGAUUAGUCUGGCCCAGAAUGUCGGAAAUCUCUGGACAACCAAGCUCGUGUACUCGCCGGUCAUGACCGAGCACGAGAGGAGCCUCCAGCCUUUGGUCAAGGAGCUCCUGAGAGAACGGCUAACGGGUCAUACCUGCGACAAACGGAGCACUCGGUUGUGGAUAGCAGAGAACUACCCCGGCUAUGUCAUUGGGGAAGAUUUCGAGGAGGCGGAUCCGUUGUGGAUGGCGGACCAGUUCGAGACGAACGACGAGCAUGUGGCUCGAAAACAGAGACUCCUCGAGGGUAUUUUCGUCAACGACGACUCUCCGAUUGUCUCUCUCACCACUCACUCAUACGCUAUCUCUGCUAUUCUCGAAGCCGUGGAAGCGCCUCACUUUCGCGUCAGCGAAGGGGCGAUCGUUCCGCUAUUUGUCAAGGCUACGAAGGUCGAGGGAGAAGACUAGUAGUCACGAUGGAGACAGACCGACAAUCACCAGAAUUAUCUAAUUAUUGAAGGGCCGGUUUGAGCUUGGGCGAAUCUGGGAAGCGUCGGCGCAGGAAUCAAGCGAUUGGAAUGACACCACAUGGCGCCCCUGGCUACCAUGAGUUUAAGCUGCCUCGCCACAUGCGGCCAUGCAGCGCAGUAAGUUCUGUCACGGACGACGCUGUCUCUGACAUGGUCCGGGGAUAGGUGUUAAGUGUAAUUAGUCCCUCGGAUGUAGAUCGAGAACCCCUGUCCCACUCGUCUCCCGGCGCCAAAUGAAACGGUGAAGAAAGUGCGGAACAACCUUUCAUACAGAUGCCAAGCUAGUAAUGCAUGAGGAUGAGGAAGUGGAGGCUGUGCUCAAUGGAUAAAUCUUUUGCGGCACAUUCUUCCCCAAGAUUCGUCUCAUACUCCGCG
Phialemonium atrogriseum is the source of this 1247-nucleotide messenger RNA. RefSeq lists its product as uncharacterized. The record is from RefSeq and is a predicted model, not a curated record. The coding region runs from base 1 to 810 and encodes 269 amino acids. NCBI's taxonomy places the organism in Eukaryota, Fungi, Ascomycota, Sordariomycetes, Cephalothecales, Cephalothecaceae. The transcript has 3 exons.